Molecule: messenger RNA, 1424 nt
Organism: Maniola jurtina (meadow brown)
Lineage: Eukaryota; Metazoa; Arthropoda; Insecta; Lepidoptera; Nymphalidae
Exons: 9
Coding region: 1-1410 (469 amino acids)
Biological process (GO): cobalamin transport
Molecular function (GO): cobalamin binding
Source: RefSeq, a predicted model, not a curated record
AUGUUGAAAAAUUGCAAGUCUUCAAUUUACACCUUGGUCAUGGUCUUUGGGAUGGUCUACGGGCAAACCGAAACGGAACCCCCGACCACUCUGACCACUAGACCACCGACCACUACAGUCGCGCCCACCACGGUAGCCUGGGAGACCGAGACGUUGAACGAAGGCCAAGCUAUCCAGAAAGCCUUGCAGUACCUCCUGCAGAACCGCCAGCCGGACUGGGGGUGGGGUAACGAUACACACCAUGUUAUGCUAACUUUACAGUUAGCAAAUAACACUGGCAAGGAAAUAGAACAGCAAGGAUUGGAGAUGCAACUGUCAGCUAAGCAAAUGGAUAUCGAGAUAUUGCUCAUGAUGUCAAAGCACCACGAAUCUCCACCGCCUCUUGGUCGUCUCGCCGCCUAUACUCUUGCAUUGGGCGCUUUAUGCAAAGACCCGCGCUCGUUUCACGGUCGGGACCUGGUGGCUACCUUACUCCAUCGUGAACCACCUCAUGAUCUGGAGUUUGCUUACGCCACCCUCGCCGCCUGCUCCUCGGCGGCUCAUGUUCGGCGACGUCAUAUUAGACGACUAUUGGACAUUGCCAAUGCGGCUGCUGAUCAUAGUCUUGAUGCCAUAUCGAUGGUAAUCCUGGCGCUCCGCUGCGUGGUGCAAGACCACCGCCACCGCAGUCUCAUACACUUCGUGCGACGCCCCAUGGCUGGCUUAGCAAGACAACAACACCCUGAUGGAAGCUUUGGAUCUUUGACCACCACCGCUUUGGCUAUACAGGCUCUUGAAGACUCCGACAACGGUCCAGGCGCUCAUCAGCACUGGAGUCUCCCUGCAGCUAGGAAGUGGCUGCUGGAAAGACAAGAGCCAGAUGGCGGGUGGGGAGACGUGGCGAAGACCGCUGCAGCAGUUGCAGCUCUGACUCCAGCGUCUUUGGCCGCUGUUAGACCACCGCAUUGUAGUGACAAACUGCUGGAUAAUCGGCAUGAACCACUAGACAGCAACGGCGGUGACGGCAGCCUAAAGAUGGCGUACCAAACUGGCCACUCUAGCAAUGAUUCUGAUGCGCGCAAUGUCUCCUUCACUUACACGCUGUGGCUAGGCACCAAUGUCACUGAAAACUACACGCUUUACAUGGUGGCUCCCAGAAACAUCUCCUUCUACCACGUAAUGCAAAUGGCAGCAGAACAGGAACCGAAAUUUAAGUUUGAAGCCAGCGAGUGGCCCAAUGGACACUAUGUGCACACUCUAGCUGGCCACAAGGAGGAACCAAUGGGCUACCACUACUGGCUACUCUACCGGCUGCCUGAGAUUCCCGAUCCCGCUAGUCCUCCCGGCAACCAGCUAGUCGCGCCUGUUGGUGUGGAUGAUUUGCUAGUCGAAGAUGGUGAACAUUAUCUUUUCUGGUAUAAGAAAUUGUAAUUUUUUUCUUUUUC